This is a messenger RNA of Fukomys damarensis (Damara mole-rat), 1328 nucleotides long. RefSeq names its product splicing factor 3b subunit 6 (gene Sf3b6). Gene Ontology annotation, cellular component: cytoplasm; nucleus; ribonucleoprotein complex. Lineage: Eukaryota; Metazoa; Chordata; Mammalia; Rodentia; Bathyergidae. Gene Ontology annotation, molecular function: mRNA binding. The record is from RefSeq and is a predicted model, not a curated record. The coding region runs from base 218 to 595 and encodes 125 amino acids. The transcript has 4 exons.
GUCUCCGGCUUUUAGUUUGGCCUGGGGAAACUCUUCGAAGCAGGAUAAGCGUCAGCACGUCCCGCCGUGAGACGGCGGACUUCCGGCGGUGCUUCGGCAGCUUCCGGCAGAGCCCAGGUCCCCCUCUGAAGCAGCUUUGCUCCCGAAGGCGACCGAGCUCCGGAGGUGUCCGGGGGAGUUCCAGUGUUUGUUGCGGUAAUCUCAUCAGCCCACCAAGAUGGCGAUGCAAGCAGCCAAGAGGGCGAACAUUCGACUUCCACCUGAAGUUAAUCGAAUUUUAUAUAUAAGAAACUUGCCAUACAAAAUCACAGCUGAAGAAAUGUAUGAUAUAUUUGGGAAGUACGGACCUAUUCGUCAAAUCAGAGUGGGAAACACACCUGAAACUAGAGGAACAGCCUAUGUGGUCUAUGAAGACAUCUUUGAUGCCAAGAACGCGUGUGACCACCUGUCCGGAUUCAACGUCUGCAACAGGUACCUUGUGGUUCUGUACUACAACGCCAACAGGGCCUUUCAGAAGAUGGACACCAAGAAGAAGGAGGAACAGUUGAAACUCCUCAAGGAGAAAUACGGCAUCAACACGGAUCCACCAAAAUAAGUUUGCCGCAUUUUCGUUUUGGACUAAAGCUCCCCUGUGACCACUGUCACUUUGCUUUCCUUUUUAAUUAAUACUGAAUAUCUUGAUUUCUUGAAGUUCAAAGAAACUUAGAUACAUAAUAGAAUAUAUUAUGUUAAUAAACUUGUAACUUUCUUUUUGGUGGUACCAGGGGUCGAACUCAGGACCUUGUGCUUGAGAGGCAGGCAGCAGAACCACUGCCAAAUCCCCAGCCCCAAUAAACUUGUAACUUUUUGUAAAACAUGUCAAUGCUUUCUCUUCCCCCAUGUUUGAUGUCAGGAAUAAAACAUUUGAACCAUUUGAAGGAUUAUAGUUGGGCUUAGACCCUGAAUGUCUUGAGAGCAGAUGUCUUUUUAUGUACUUUAAUGGCUGUAGUGUCCCAUCCAUUGCUUAGCCAUGAUAGGAACUUGUGGUCUUGCCAUUUACUGAAUGUCUAUCCAUAAUGAUCUCUUAAUAAUUUAAGUUAAGAGAUUUGAUUUGUUUGUUUCAGCCAAGGUCUUGUCAUGUAACCUAGGCUGGUCUCAACCUGCUGUCUUCUUCCCUCAGCCGCUGGAAUAGCAAGGAUUACAGGUAUGCACUACCACACCCAGUUCAAAGUUUAAAAAUCUCCUGCUAGCCAAGUGUGGUACAUCCCUCUAUCCCAGCCUUCAGGAGGCUGAGGCAGAAUUGCCAUGAAUUUGAGGCCACCCUGGGUUCAAGGCCAGCCUGAACUACA